This is a messenger RNA of Priapulus caudatus, 987 nucleotides long. Its product is annotated as TNF receptor-associated factor 6-B-like. Gene Ontology annotation, molecular function: zinc ion binding. The transcript is spliced from 6 exons. Gene Ontology annotation, biological process: protein K63-linked ubiquitination; tumor necrosis factor-mediated signaling pathway; positive regulation of JNK cascade. Bases 1 to 987 code for a protein of 328 amino acids. Gene Ontology annotation, cellular component: plasma membrane signaling receptor complex. NCBI's taxonomy places the organism in Eukaryota, Metazoa, Priapulida, Priapulimorpha, Priapulimorphida, Priapulidae. The record is from RefSeq and is a predicted model, not a curated record.
AUGCCGGAGAACAGCCACGCUCCGUCGGUGCGAUCCGGCUCGGCCGCAGCAGCUGGUCGGCGCGGGAAGGAGGAGCUGGAGUUGAUUCCGCGGGGCGGACCGCUGGAGGAUAAGUACAAGUGUCCCGUCUGCACGAAGAUGCUCAGCUUCCCUGUGCAGUUCGAGGAGUGCAAUCACGCGUCUGCUCCUCCUGUCUGCCCGAAGUCUGCUCAGGGGAGGAAUUACUAUACUCAGUUUGAUGAUAGCGUUCGUCUGCGCAGCCGGUACAUUGUGCCUGUACUCAUGAUAGUACCUGCUCCGAGCGUGACAGUUGCUCUGACUAAGCGAUUACUCGUGCCGCAGACUCCUGUGAUAGAUCGAGCCAAGGUCUAUUGUAGAAAGCCAUUUCAGAAGUAUAUAAAACCGGGAGAGCGUCGCCAUGGUAACUCGCUUCCCGACGACAACGCCUCGAGGGUGCCCGUGGCUCGGCAGUAUAAAGACUUACAGGCCCACCACGACGAGUGCAAGUUCAACAUGGUCGAGUGCAGACUCAAAUGUGGCGUGACGCUGGAGGGGCGCUAUCUGAAGAAGCACAUGGAGAAGGAGUGUCCACGCCGCAUCAUCGCCUGCGACUUCUGCGCGGAUAAGAUGGAGUACGAGGAGGAACUGGAGCAUCUGAACACCUGCCCGAAGCUGCCUGUCACCUGCCCGAACGGCUGCCAGACGAAAAACAUCGCUCGCGCCGACCUGACGAGACACGUGGAGGAGGACUGUGUGAACGCGGGCGUGCCCUGUAAGUUCCACAGCUUCGGCUGCGCCUUCAACGGUAAGCGUCUCGAGAUGCGGAAACACGAGGAGAAGGAGCUGCAGCAGCACGUUGGUCUGCUGUGCGGCGGCCUCGUCAGCGCCAACACUGCCGCCGCCGCCGCUAGCAAGGUCACCUAUGACAUGCAGCGUCAGGUCACAAACAUCGACGCAGAGUUUACUUGCGAUAUUGAUGACUUCUAG